AGUGCUUAGCCAGUCAAUAAUGCAACCUCAAGGUGACUUUCGUUGUUUAUUGACUCCGUUUCUUUGGUCGAAAGGAACCAAGCGUUUUGAUUUGGCCGCAGCCGAAUCUCGUUGUAGUUCGAGACUGAGCCCACGGGCCGGAUGCUAGCAGAUGGAAUAUGCCGCGGAUAUGCUGCGUGCCUGGUUGCAGGACCAACUACUCAAGGAAGCCGGCCGAUAAGUCGCCUCACGUCAACACUUUCGUCUUCCCGAGGGACCCGAUCAGGCGGCAGAUUUGGCUUAGCAUCAUAAACACCGCGUGGGGAGGAGAGCUGGAGCUUAAAUCGUACAGCUGCAUCUGCAUAAAACAUUUCAAGGAUGACUUCGUCCAGUGGGAGACUUCGGCCGUGCGAGACGAUGGAUCCGUGCUCACCCUCAAAAGGACAAAGCCUAAGCUCACGUCUGCCGCCUAUCCAAGCAUUUUUUACUCUGAAACGACUAAGCUGAAAGGAAUGAACCCACCAGUAUAUAGUAAAGAAGACUACCAGGAAUCGUCUUCUGGUGACAAUUUUAAUUUGCCUGACAAAAGGAGAACAAAGAGAAAGCGCAAGCAAACAAGGAAGAAAUCGAAAACAUAUGAUGAAUCGAGUGACGAGCAAAGUGAAGAUAUAUCCAUAGAUAUGUCCAGUGGCGAGUCGAGCGAUCCCCAGGUCCGUGCCAGACCUGUUAAAAGGAAACUGGAACAUGUUGCAUUUGAAUUAGAGGACGAUUUGGAUGCCUUGGAGGAAGCGCAGGACGAGGGAACAUCUUUAGGCGAAUUUGUUGCCCACGUUAUGAGAUCCCUCUCAACAAAGAUGCUUAGGAAUAAAUUAAAACGGGCCGUUCUUCAACUGCUUAUUGACACUUCUGAAGAAGACACAUUGAAGACCAGUGAAAACUAAUGUCAUUUUUCAAUUUGCAUUUCAAAGCCAAAGUCAGUUUUUU
Cimex lectularius (bed bug) is the source of this 963-nucleotide messenger RNA. RefSeq lists its product as uncharacterized. The transcript has 3 exons. Gene Ontology annotation, molecular function: sequence-specific DNA binding. The coding region runs from base 159 to 920 and encodes 253 amino acids. Lineage: Eukaryota; Metazoa; Arthropoda; Insecta; Hemiptera; Cimicidae. The record is from RefSeq and is a predicted model, not a curated record.